AAAUCUUUUUCCACCAUAUGGCGACAACGUCUCACACGUUGCGCGAGCCAGUCAGAAGGUCUCCCUCCGUUCCUCACCUGGUAUAGAGUAACGUGCACCAUGCGUUGGGAGCGACGCUCGCUCUCAGCCGCUCUCAAUGAUUCCGGGCCACACCACCUCUCACAGAGAAUGGGGUACGCCCAAGCAUAUCCGCCGCACUCGCAGACAUGUCGGCACUCGCUAGGCUACAUCAUAGAGUACGGAGACAGCAUCCAUGACUGUCUUAGCCGUUGUACCGCAGCAUGCUUCACAAAGGAACAACGUUCACCACGAACCACGAUCAAGCCAUCCAAAAUCUCCAACACAGAUUAGCCACAUCGCGCGAAGCGUUGCGCAUCAGGAAGAGCGUGACGGGCUGGUGGUGGAGCUAGCGCAGCGAAUGACGAACCAGGAUUCAUCACUCGCACUACAUCUUCUUACAGCAACACCAGUGUCUCGGGUCGCCGUGCGCACGCAAUCACGGACUCGUGAUCUCACGUCGAAUUUAGAAGAGCAGUCGCCGUACAGGAAUAGUGCCGCCGAGGUGAUCUGCCUGCUGAAGGCGCCCGAAGACGGUCCAAGCAACCCGGAAUCACACCUCCCACAAUUCCGCCGCUCACCAAAGCUUCGCUACCAUCACGGCAAAGUGUUUCGGCAUCAAGCGCACAAAGAUCGCCAUCAUGGCGUUGAACAUCCGCCUACAAAGCCGGCCUAACAACGAAGCGAAAACCAGGACUGCACUAGCCGUCCUUGCAUGCGAUGAGCUUCUAUACCCAGAGAUGCUUGAGUAAAGCCUAACGAGCCUUCUUGUCCAAGUACAGCGUUUCGAGCCAGCGAACUAGCCGUGGAAUGGCGAUCGCUGCUCAAAAUCGGCUCUUCAAGA
Molecule: messenger RNA, 901 nt
Organism: Baudoinia panamericana UAMH 10762
Lineage: Eukaryota; Fungi; Ascomycota; Dothideomycetes; Mycosphaerellales; Teratosphaeriaceae
Exons: 2
Coding region: 254-733 (159 amino acids)
Source: RefSeq, a predicted model, not a curated record